This is a messenger RNA of Ornithodoros turicata, 2254 nucleotides long. RefSeq names its product sphingosine-1-phosphate lyase-like (gene Sply). The coding region runs from base 284 to 1969 and encodes 561 amino acids. Gene Ontology annotation, cellular component: endoplasmic reticulum. The record is from RefSeq and is a predicted model, not a curated record. Lineage: Eukaryota; Metazoa; Arthropoda; Arachnida; Ixodida; Argasidae. Gene Ontology annotation, biological process: sphingolipid catabolic process; carboxylic acid metabolic process. Gene Ontology annotation, molecular function: pyridoxal phosphate binding; sphinganine-1-phosphate aldolase activity. The transcript has 13 exons.
UCACACUGCACUCUCGUGAUCCGACUAACAGCCAAUCAAAGCCAAAGCCCAUCCAAUCCAGAAAAGGCGUGAGGACAACGGCGAGUAACAGCGAUGAGGUUGUUAGCGGGGCGCUAGAAAAGUCUUCUGCUUUCGACAAGUAAUACUCCCCUAGUAGAAUAUUGUAUUUGAUUACGUCAUUCCUCCCGGUUCUUAUCAGACAGAGGUUCCGGCGAGGCGUGUUAUCCACGGCGCUUGGCACUGUAGUAAGGUAGCCGGUAAGGCUGGCAGGUGAACGUGUACGAUGUCGUUGGAGUACGCACUUUGCAAGUGCUGCUUACCUCUGCUGGAGAAUGUCUACAGCAGAAUCAACGCCUGUAGAGAAUAUAUAAAUAGCGAAUACGAAACCACUGAGCCGUGGACAAUUGCAUUUACCACUUUCCUCAUAACGUUCACGGUCCAGUGCCUUAUUUACAGAAUCUUCUACACCAGAGGGUUUGUCCCAAAUGUCAAACGCGGCUUCCUUCACUGGGUUCGCAACUUGCCCGUCAUACGCAACAUCGUGAAAAAGAAGCUGGAGAAACAUGCGGUGGAUAUUGAGAGGAGCAUGAACAAGUAUUAUGCCAAUACAAAGUUUUUGACACAGCUGCCAUCUAAGCCCUGGAGCCCCGACAAAAUUUUGGGAGAAAUGAAGAAAUACUUGUCGCUCUCCGUGGUCGACUGGAAAAAGGGGCACGUGUCGGGCGGCAUCUAUACGGAAAACGACAGCAAGCUCGAGGACGUUAUGACUACGGCCUACCGCUGGACGAUACGCACGAACCCCUUACACUCCGACAUAUUUGUGGGCGUGAGAAAGAUGGAAUCUGAGCUCAUACGUUGGUGCUGCAACUUGUACAAUGGUGGACCCAACAGCUGUGGAUCGAUGACGUCCGGCGGAACAGAAAGCAUACUGCUGGUGUGCAAAGCAUACAGAGACUACGGAUAUUAUGAAAAAGGAAUUGUAUGCCCUGAGAUGGUUGUUCCUGUUACUGCACAUGCAGGGUUUGAUAAGGCUGGGCAGUACCUUCGAAUCAAGGUUAUUCACAUUCCCGUCGAUCCCAAGACAAUGAGAGUGGAUGUGAAGAAAAUGCGGUCUGCCAUAACGAGCAAUACUAUCAUGCUAGUUGGAUCGGCACCGCAGUUCCCACAUGGAACCAUAGACCCCAUACAAGAAAUUGCUGAUUUGGGUGCCAGGCAUCAUAUUCCAAUGCAUGUGGACGCUUGCUUAGGUGGUUUCCUAAUACCCUUCAUGGAAGACGCUGGGUUUCCAAUACCUCCUUUUGACUUCAGACUCGACGGGGUCACUAGCAUAUCUGCCGAUACACACAAGUACGGCUACUCCCCCAAAGGUUCCUCAGUAAUUAUGUACUCGGACAGUGUCUACCGUCACUAUCAGUACUCAGUGGCAACUGAUUGGCCUGGGGGAGUCUACUGCACACCCACAAUGUCAGGAAGUAGAGCAGGAGCUGUUUCUGCCUGCACUUGGGCUUCUCUCUUGUACUAUGGCCGCGAAGGGUAUGUUGAUGCCACGAGGAAAAUAAUCACCACCACCAGGGCAAUCAUACAAGAAACGUCUGGCAUUGAAGGCCUGAAGAUAUUGGGUCAGCCUGACGUGAGCGUGAUUGCAUAUGGUUCGGACAUAUUUGACAUCUUUCGACUGAACGACGCUCUCACACAUCGGGGCUGGUGUCUCAACACGCUGCAAUUUCCAUCAGGCUUUCACUUGUGCGUUACGCUCUUGCAUGUCUCGGAGAACAUUGCCGAUAAGUUUGUAAGUGACCUGCGAGAGUGUGUUGCCGACAUCAUGCUUGAUCCAGGACAGCCCAGCACAGGACAGGCAGCAAUAUACGGUAUGGCCCAGAGCAUCCCCGAUCGUUCAGUUGUGGAAGAGCUGUCUUGUGCAUAUAUUGAUGCCUGCUACAGCACGCGCGACGUUCAGGAAGCUGAGUGACUAUAGGAAGACGUGAAAGGACUGUGGAAUAGCUGUGCGAAGGACAUGUAUUUAUCUAGUCAUUGUAGCUAGUAAUCAACAAAUCACCCUUGCGCGCACUCUUUUUGGAAAGCUCCUUUCCUGCUACUUACGCCUCCAUGUGCCACAGUGUGGGGCUCGUUGUCCUUUUCUGAAUGGUUUAUUAUACACAACCUUAUGGUCGCAGUUUAAGUAAGUUGUUUUAUAUUUAUCUUGGUAGUGUACUUCUACGAGCGUGCCUAAUAAAACGCACAGUUAUGAGGCCCA